AUGGAUAUAUUCAAAAAAACAUUUUCAUGGAAUCGUGAAAAAAAGCCUGGUCAGCAGAAAAGCCGAUUUUCUUUAAUUAGCAACAGCAAAAAGCUGCAACAAUCCCUAAUACAACAGCAAGAACAACAUCAAAAGCAGCUGCAGGAUGACCCUAAUGCUUUUUUACCCCGAUUAACUGUCAGUACUACAUACAACACCACAAAUGAAAUAUAUACACCACAGGAUGAUAAUGCAAUAACGCCUUCCAUAUUGAAACAUCAGUCUUCGUUACCUUCUAAUCAAUUUACUGAAUUAGCUACUCAGUCCUCUCAAUACGAUACCAAAUCAGAUACUUCUUUCAACACUGUUACUACCACAACAGACGACAGUCUCCUAUCACUGCAUUCUCAUUCAUUAACUCCAGUUAGUACUUCUACAUCAGCCUCUGUGCUUAUGGUAGACGCUCCUCCAAGACAACAAUCUAAGCAAGUAUAUCUUCAGCGCCAAAAACAACAGUUACAACAAAAUCAUCCAAAUGAUCAGAUCAGUAUAAAUACCCAUCACCGUCCAAAAGAUGAUAAUCAACCAAGUAAUGCGAACGAUGAAAAUAAAGCCAAAGAAACAGAUAUUGAAAGUAUAGAAGAUGAUUACAUUGUCCUCGGCAUGAAAUAUCAUGAAAAAGGAGAAACAGAGAAAGCAACUUACUGUUGGCGAUUAGCAUCCAAUUCAGGUUCAUCUUUGGGUAUGUUUUUUUACGGUAUUGCACUUCGACAUGGUUGGGGUUGUAAGAAAGAACCCAAUUUAGCUGUUCAGUAUCUACAACAGGCUGCAGAAUUUGCUGUCUAUGAUCUACAAGUCGCUCUGAAUGUGCCUCUCAUGAACGAGUCCUCACCGCAGCGACAACAACAACAGCUACAGAAAGCACAGCUACCAAUUUUGCAACCAACCCGAUCUACUUUAUCUUCAUUGUCCUCAUCAUCGUCGAGAUCUACAAGGAGGGUUACUUCUCCAGCAGUGGCAAAAUCUGAACUGAUAUUGGCUAUAUACGAACUUGGUGUAUGCUUUAAGCAUGGCUGGGGUGUACCAAAAAAUUUAGAAACAGCGGCUUGCUACUUCCAAAUUGCAGCAAAUCUAGGCGACCCAGAUGCACAAAAUGACCUAGGAUUUUGUUAUUAUAAUGGCAUUGGCGUCAAAAAAGACAAUUACUGCGCAGCUAAAUAUUUUCGACUUGCUGAAAGGCAAGGCCAAGGCAUGAUGGGGAAUUCCUGGAUUUGGAAAGAUAAGUACAAUAUUGUAGAUAAUCCUGAAUGGAAACCUGGCAUGACCAUUACGGAUAUGAGAAGGAUGGCAAAGAAGGCGACGAAGAAGAAGAUAUAG
Messenger RNA from Mycotypha africana, 1356 nucleotides. RefSeq lists its product as uncharacterized. The coding region runs from base 1 to 1356 and encodes 451 amino acids. Gene Ontology annotation, molecular function: protein binding. The record is from RefSeq and is a predicted model, not a curated record. NCBI's taxonomy places the organism in Eukaryota, Fungi, Mucoromycota, Mucoromycetes, Mucorales, Mycotyphaceae. The transcript is spliced from 2 exons.